Messenger RNA from Tribolium madens (black flour beetle), 2422 nucleotides. It is a transcript of the gene CPSF2, whose product is annotated as probable cleavage and polyadenylation specificity factor subunit 2. Gene Ontology annotation, molecular function: RNA binding. The transcript has 8 exons. Gene Ontology annotation, biological process: mRNA 3'-end processing by stem-loop binding and cleavage. The record is from RefSeq and is a predicted model, not a curated record. Gene Ontology annotation, cellular component: mRNA cleavage and polyadenylation specificity factor complex. The coding region runs from base 196 to 2397 and encodes 733 amino acids. NCBI's taxonomy places the organism in Eukaryota, Metazoa, Arthropoda, Insecta, Coleoptera, Tenebrionidae.
UGUGUGCGUCAGUUUGGUUGGCGUUUCUGUUAUACUGUCAAUAAUGAGAAAGCGAAUUUCCCUGUAUCACCCUAACAUCCAAAAUAUGAGAAUUUUUUACAUUUUUGUGUAUUAAAUUACAACUUCUAUAGACAUAUAACACACGAUAUGCUCGACGUUUUAUAGAUUUGAACAAUUCACUAUUUUAUAUGAAAAAUGACUUCAAUAAUCAAACUGCAGGCCCUUUCGGGGGCUAUGGACGAAUCGCCCCCUUGUUACAUCUUGCAAGUCGACGAAGUGCGUAUUUUAUUGGACUGUGGUUGGGACGAACAUUUCGAUUUGGAAAUUAUCAAAGAAAUGAGAAGGCAUGUUCACACGAUUGACGCCGUCUUGAUCUCUUAUCCUGAUGUCGCGCAUUUGGGGGCUCUUCCAUAUUUAGUUGGGAAGUUAGGUUUAAAUUGCCCUAUUUAUGCAACCAUACCGGUCUAUAAAAUGGGGCAAAUGUUUAUGUAUGACUUGUAUCAGUCUCAUUAUAAUAUGGAAGACUUUGAUUUAUUUACAUUGGAUGAUGUGGACGCCACUUUUGAGAAAGUUAUUCAGCUGAAGUACAACCAAAGUGUUCCAUUGAAAGGUAAAGGAUAUGGAUUAACAAUCACCCCUCUGCCUGCUGGCCACAUGAUUGGUGGCACAAUUUGGAAAAUAAUGAAAGUUGGUGAAGAAGACAUUAUUUAUGCAAACGAUUUCAACCACAAAAAAGAAAGACAUUUGAAUGGUUGUGAAUUAGAAAAAUUACAAAGGCCUUCUCUCUUUAUCACUGACGCGUUUAAUGCUACUUACCAACAAGCCAGGCGAAGGGCUAGAGAUGAAAAACUGAUGACCAAUAUUUUGCAAACCUUGAGAAACAACGGCAAUGUUUUGGUCGCUGUGGACACAGCAGGUCGUGUCUUAGAACUAGCACAUAUGUUGGACCAACUUUGGAGAAACAAAGAAUCAGGCCUUUUAGUGUAUUCUCUAGCUCUGCUAAGUAAUGUCAGUUACAAUGUUGUUGAGUUUGCUAAAUCUCAAAUUGAGUGGAUGAGUGAUAAACUAAUGAGGAGUUUUGAAGGCGCUAGAAAUAAUCCUUUUCAAUUUAAACAUCUGCAAUUAUGUCACAGUUUACAUGAACUUCAGAAAGUUUCAAGUCCAAAAGUCGUUCUAGCAAGUUCUCCUGAUAUGGAAAGUGGGUUCUCUCGCGAACUGUUUCUUCAGUGGUGUUCAAAUCGUAACAAUAGUAUUAUUAUUACAACUAGGACGUCACCUGGUACCUUAGCCAGAGAUUUAGUCGAUAAUGGGGGAAACCGACAAAUCGAUUUGAUCGUGAAAAGACGAGUUAAAUUAGAAGGAAGCGAAUUGGAAGAGUAUCUGAAGAACCAAAGAGAAAAACGCGAUGAGAAUUCCAACAGGGACGAAGAAUCAGAUUCCGAUGAUGAUAUUGAAAUGAGUGUCAUUUCAAAAGGCCGUCACGAUAUUGUUAUAAAACAGGAAGGCAAGACUUCAGGUGGCUUUUUUAAAGUUACUAAAAAACAAUAUCCUAUAUACCCUUUUCAUGAAGAAAAAAUCAAAUGUGACGAAUAUGGCGAAAUAAUCAGACCUGAAGACUACAAAUUGGCUGAAAUUGCUCCAGAAGUAGAAGAUAAUAAAGAAAAUGUUGUUAUUAAAAAAGAAGAAGAGGUCAUACCUGAAGUGAUUGAAACGCCAUCCAAGUGCAUUGUACUUAGCAGGACUGUCCAAGUUAACUGUCAAGUGCAAUACAUUGAUUUCGAAGGUCGCUCAGAUGGGGAAUCGCUUAUGAAAAUUUUGUCUCAGUUAAGACCUAGAAGAGUUAUUAUUGUUCGAGGUUCGCCUGAGAGUACAAACACAAUAAAAAAUCACUGUCAGGAGAAUCUUGAUGCAAGGGUGUUUGCUCCAGCUAGGGGUGAAAUCGUGGAUGCGACUACUGAGACUCAUAUUUAUCAAGUACGUCUUACUGAUGCUCUGGUGUCUCAGCUAAAUUUUCAAAAGGCUAAGGACGCCGAAGUUGCAUGGGUUAACGCGCAGAUUGUGGUCAGGGAGAGUCAAUUGGAUGCUAAGAGGAUGAAUGUUGAUAAUGAACCAAUGGAAGUCGAUGAGGACGAGUCAAAAAUAUUAACUUUGGAGCCCUACGGUGACAAUAUCCCCCACGACACAGUAUUCAUCAACGAAUUAAAACUCUCCGAAUUCAAACAAAUCCUCGCUAAAAGCAACAUAAAUUCGGAAUUUUCAGGUGGAGUUUUAUGGUGCAGCAACGGUACUUUAGCCAUCAGGAGGGUAGAAGCAGGAAGAGUGAUUCUGGAAGGUUGCAUUUCGGAAGAUUAUUACAAAGUGAAAGAACUCUUGUAUGAGCAGUACGCAGUACUGUAAUAUUUUUAUAAAUUUUCUUAGCGUU